This is a messenger RNA of Aureobasidium subglaciale EXF-2481, 1393 nucleotides long. RefSeq lists its product as uncharacterized. The record is from RefSeq and is a predicted model, not a curated record. The coding region runs from base 469 to 1221 and encodes 250 amino acids. The transcript is spliced from 2 exons. NCBI's taxonomy places the organism in Eukaryota, Fungi, Ascomycota, Dothideomycetes, Dothideales, Saccotheciaceae.
GCACACGGGCACGAGUCCCGCCCAGCUUUCUGACCAUCAUGGACUGCUUAUCAUCGGUUCGGAAGCUCGUUGUGGGAUCCCGAAGCUGCACCUCACAGCUCAGCCAAUACAAAGUCACAUUCUUGGUGAGAAUCUUCGAGAUGCUGUCUCGGCCCGGCCACCUAUUAGAUCGCCUGGAGCAAAGACAGCAGCUUGAGCCUCGAUCGACAAUCGUGAAAUUUCUUGAUACCACGCCUGUCUAUGCAUUUGUCCCUCUGUCCCAGCCCAGACUACCUCUUCAAUUGCCUGGGGCGAGGACAGGAGACGCACAAAUUUUCCUCCGCCGAUUCUUCAUAGUGGUGCGUAGCGAGCCGGUGCACCGUCGGGAUCCGAACGGUGUUGGAGCUGCUUGUAGGUGCCAGUCUCAGACCACGGGUUACGUCUGGGAGGUCGUCGACAGUUGAAUUGCCGAAUGGGUUUACGUCAAGGAUGGUAGCGACAGUCUGUAUCUAUUGUAAGCAGAGUGCGCAAAUGGAAAGAGAGCGCAAGGACAGAAGACUGGUAGAUCGUGGGGGAGGAAGAGUUGGGGGCGCGCACCUUGAGACAACGGGCACAGCGAGCGGGUGCACCGUCAGGAUGAGCCAAGUAGUGGUCAUAGCAGACAGUAUGCUGGCAUGGGACAAGACGGUGAGUCGGCUGUUGAACACAUGCGCCGCACUGGGUGCCUCCAAUGCGUGGGGCAGCCAUGCUUGCGCCGUUCUCGGCAGCGGUGACACUCAGUGCGGUGCAUCGAGUGGGAUGCUGCCCCGGCCCGGCCACAUAUUCGAUUGCCCGGAGCAUGGGCAGCACCACAUUGCGUAUGUGUCGACGGUUCCGGGCCAAGCCACCUCUUCAAUUGCCUGGACCAAGGACCGCCGUGCACCGACUUCCAUGAAGCUGAGAGAGAAAGAAAGGUCUACGUCGAUCGUGACGAUGAAAGAGGAAAGAGCGUGCAGUCCGACCGUGGUACUCGAUAACAGAAGUCAAGGGGCGCGGGAGAACCUGAUGGUGAACGUGGUGGGUAGGAAGCCCGUGAACUUAGGGUGGUGGUACCCGGUUGCGGACCAUCAUGUGACCCGGUGUUGGCUAUUGAUAAGACCCGCAGCUCGGGAGAAGAUGUGCAAGGCAGAACCCCGUUCGGCGGAGGUUUGUCCAUGCCAAUCACAUUGGCCACGAAGAUGGAUGCGAGGUAAGAGGUCGUAAUUGGCCAAGAUCUAUGAGUCUGUGGUCAACGAAGUCACAUGUCAAGCAUCGCAUGUGAUAGAGUAUGCGAAAACUCUCGACUACUUACCAAGAAGAGAUGAUAGAGGUGAGGUAACGAGGAGCAGCGACCUUGGAGAUCUUGGAUCGAGAACCAACUGAUGAAUCAAGGUGC